CUGCACAUUCAGCCCGCUCGUCUGUCAGCUUUAUUUUACGCUUAGGCUCUUACUGCCACCUCCGUAGCCUCUUCUGCUCUCUGCCUUUCGCUUGACAUCUCUUGUGCCUAAUUCUCUAAUCAGCUGGAUUAUCAUCUCUUGGCACGGCGUCCUCACCCACUCUGCAGCCUCUCACCAGCAAAUCCCCUCUCAUUUCUCUGACACGUUCCCUAUUUGCCUCUCUCAGUGCCUGAGAUUUCCCUUCCCCUCCCCUCCCUCUCAAAAAGCGUUGUCCCGUAUCCCUCUGGAGGAGAGGAAAUUUCCAGCAAUGUUCUCCUCUGUCUCUCUCCCAUUCCCACUUCUCUUUCAAACCCCUUGGCAGCCGUUCCCCCUGUUCUGGGCAGCGCGGCUUCUCUCCGGCCUGCCCUUUUCUGCUUCCUCCCAGCAUCCGUACGUACUCGCUGUAGCAUGCAUUAUCUUUAUCUCCGGCCUCUUGAGUUUCUUUCUGCUCAGUGAAAACACUGAAAAUAGCUGCCCUUUCCCACGGUCUGCUCCGCUCCUCCGUCCUCACCUCUGUCCCUCUGGCCUCCCGGUGGCAGCAGGGCAGGACUGGGCUCCUGCCAUCCUCAGCCCCUCCUGCCCUCCCUUCUCCCUUGAAACGUCUCCAGCCAGCCCUUCUCCAUGUUUCCUUCAGUGAAAGCCCCCAGUCUCCCCUCUCUGUGAGGCAGGCUUGCUUCUUUUUCUUUCUUCUCUCUCGGACCCUUCCACUCAUCCAUAAUAACACAGUUUUUAGCAUCCUGGUGGAUGUUGUUCCUGGCUCUUCCCCAUCCCUUCAGCUUCUAAUUGCCUCUGGCCUAGUCCUAAUCAGAAGCUUUUUUCACACACCUCUUCUCCUUUAUUAUUACUGAAAACAUUCACACAAAUAUCUCUUUCAAGAUUUUAAUUUCUCCUCUGGCUUAUGCUCCUUCUGGAAAAAUUCUUGCCAUAUGCAGAGGAGAGCAACACAUGUGUGCGUAUGUACUUCAGGCGACAAAAGGAAAAACAGCUACAAAAAAUAAUGACCCACCUAAUUUGCACAGAAUCUAAGGAGUAUUUCCUAGUGAUAUAAAUCUGCAUAGCUGGCCCAAGGACCCUUAAGUAGAGCUAAUUUUGCUUCUUAGUGCUUGGAAAGUUCAUACCAGACAAAAUGAACUUUACUAGAAACAUUCAGUGACGAUAAUACACAUUAUCUAAGAGAUAUUAGUUAAACAUUAUGCUUAUGUGUGCAUGUGGAUGCACACGUGCCUGUAUAAACACACGUAAGUAUGCACAUGUACAUACACAGCUAUUUUUAUGACACUAUACUGGAGCUUAGUAUGCUGUAUGUGAUGAAAAAGCAUCACGUCAUUCAUAACAAAGUAGUGAUUAUCCCAAAUUUCCUCAAGCAACAAGUAUUUUAUUCAAAAAAAUGCUAUUCCUUUGGGUAUAUAACUGAGGUAUGUAUUUCUGGGGCCUAAAUUCUUUCAAGUAAUGGCAUGAAUCUAUAGAUUCACCUGCCUGAUCUUGACUUCUGAUAGUUACAAAUGAACUGACCCAGUUUCUACAAAACUUGAAUUGUGCUGAUGGCAAAAUUUUCAUUUAGUCUGACUGUGGAAAAUUAUCUCCUUCUUUUAUGAAGCUACGUCACCCAUGUGGUCAAGUUCAUCUAUAAAUAUUGGAUUUGGUUCCACAUAACAGUGUUCUCAUUCUUCUGACAGCCCAAGAAACACAGUACAUUGAUGUAGUCGGAGGAUUUGAGGGGUGAUUUUUUUAAUAAUUUAUUUAUUACUACAGCCUGCAAUAUAGAUUAGGUACAAUGAGGGUAGAGUUGAGGGGGGAGAAGCAAGAAAAAAAUAUGCUUGAUUUUAGGUUGCAGACUUUGCCCUUGUAGAUGUAUAUGGAGAGACAAACUCACUGUCAGGCACACGGGUUUGCCAUCUAGCUUAUUCCCUGUCUAGCAUGAAAAUUGCUGUAGGGGGUUGCAAGCACUGAGAAGUAUUGAUUGUUUCCUAGCUUGCUAUUUGUAUUAUAUAUUUUACCUAAUAAUAAGUAAUGCUUUUAGAUUAGCUUCAUUUGAAAUACGAAUCAAUGGGCUCUAUAGAUUCCCCACUUUAUACAUAAACAUGUCAGUCUCCAGUGGAGCGAAACAGUUUUAUCCCAGAUUGUUUAUACCGUAUAAUUAUUAAUCUGUAGUUUAAUCUCCUUGUCUUCAUGCGUUUACGGAUUGAUCCUGCUUGUUGAGGAGCUCCCUCAAAUCUCAUUAAAGGUACUCAGCACCUUGCCAAGUAACUGCUGGAAUGUCCCAGCUGAGUCCUGUAUGCCUGUGGACCUCCCAGUGCAUCGUACUGUACGUGUGCACUGUAAGUAGCAGUGCCUGCCUUGGAUCUCGUCCCUGUUGUUAGAAGCUUCCCUCUACACAGCCGUGUUUUGAACCACAAUAUAAUUGCUAGACUUUGGGUGCGCAGGGUUACGAUUUUCUCUCUGCGAUGUUCUCUCAGACGGUAGCUGGAAAAUCACUACCAAAGUGUUUCAGGCAAGUGAAUAGGGAAAUAAAGCUCAAAAUUAGGUGUUGAUUUUGCCAACGUUUUAAAUUUUUUGAUCUCUCCUAAAGCUCUGGUGCCCCCAUGCUGUGGAGCAAAGACAUGAAAUCGCAGCUGGAGGGUGGGUCUGGAGCCCCAGGUACAGCUGUGGCUGUAUUCCCAUGGAAAUCCAUCCUACCAGCCAGGUUACAAACUGCUGAAAAGAAAGCCCAGUGCCUGCCAUUGGUGGCUUCUGCCUCUCGCUGCCUCUGAGGUCUGGUUCCUGACAAACCAGGGGAACCUGCAGAGCCAUGCUCUGAUAGCUCUACCCGUGUUUAGUGUGAUGUUUCAGGCUGCUUGGCUGUUGAUGUUACAGGACAGUGAUGGUCAGCCAGCCACCACUGGGAAGCAGAAAUCUCGUGGUUCCCAUCCUUCUCCUGAUCUGCAUCAGGGUCAGGUUACACAAUGGCAUGCCUAGUUUGUUUAAGGUAAGGAAAUUAUACACAGGAGCUGUUAAAAGAAUAUUUAGAUUGUCAAGUUGAGAGAAAUGUUGUAACAUAGCCUGCUCAACCUUCACUUGGAUCCUGUGUGCAUGCAGAUUUGACAGUCUUUAAUUGCAUGUCUCCAAGAUCUACCGAGAAUAUAUAGCUUCUCAGUUCACAUCAGAAAAAGGCACACAGGCUUUUUCCUCUCAGAAAAAAAAAAACAAAAAAACUGCUUGUAUUUCAAAUACUGUUAUCUCUUAAAGAUUGUCCAGACUGUAGGUAUGAGGUACAUUUCAUCAGCCAGGCAAAGCUUCCAUAGGUCACAGCUGCUGGAAGCUUGUCCCUGAGCAAGGCUGCCAUGGUCCUGCACGUGGUGUGGCAGUGGUGGUUGCCACCACGGGGUCAAAGUCAUCGCUGAUUUGUUUGAGGUUACUCUCAGAUUCGGGACAGUUAGAUGUCUCAGAGCGUCUGUCCCCUUGUGAAAGGAGAGAGAAGAUGGAAGGGUGUGAACGGCAUGUCUGUGGAUGAGAAGACUGACUCCCCCAUGUAUGUGUAUGAGUCAACAGUGCACUGUACCAAUAUUCUCCUCUGCUUAAAUGACCAGCGCAAGCAGGAUAUUCUCUGCGACGUGACGCUCAUCGUGGAGGGGAAGGAGUUCCGCGCCCACCGGGCUGUGCUGGCCGCCUGCAGCGAGUACUUCUUGCAGGCCUUGGUAGGGCAGACGGAAAAUGACCUGGUUGUCAGCCUGCCAGAUGAGGUCACUGUCAGGGGAUUUGGUCCAUUGCUACAGUUUGCCUACACUGCUAAGCUGUUACUCAGCAGAGAAAACAUCCAGGAGGUCAUCCACUGCGCUGAGUUCCUGCGCAUGCACAACCUGGAGGACUCCUGCUUCAGCUUCCUUCAGACACAGCUGCUGAACAAUGAAGAUGGCCUGUUCCUCUGCAAAAAAGAUACCACCUGUCAGCGCAUGCACGAUGAAGAGAACUCAGAUGGAGACGAGGAGGAGACAAUGGAAUCGGAGACGUCAAAAAUAUCUUGCCCAAGAGAGAGAAUGCACCAGGAGUCCUUCAAUUUUGAAGCCACUGUUGCUGGAGCAGACAAAGGAGAAGGGAUGCUGCCUGACCCUGACAUGCUGAGAGAUAGCAAGGACAAUUUGGACAAAGAUGCAGUAACACGGUACCCCAGAUACAAGAAAUACCAGCUUGCUUGUACCAAGAAUGUCUACAACACAUCACACAUCAGUACCUCAGGUUUUGCAAGCACAUUCAGCGAAGAGAGCUCUGGAAAUGGCCUCAAAUCAGGACUUGCUAUGGGGCAGAUAAAAAGCGAGCCUCAGAAUGAAGAGAACGAUGAAGAAAGCAUCACGCUUUGCCUGUCUGGAGAUGAACCUGACAUCAGGGAUAAAGAAGGGGAUGUUGAAAUGGACAGGAAACAGCCAAGCCCCACUUGUGUCGACAGGCCGAAAAGUGGGUCCUCUCCUUCUUGCUUGCGGUCUUUCUUCAACAGAACAAAAAGCAUAGAUUUGGUUGGCUUCCCCAGCACUUCCCAACAGCACUUUGGCAGGAGUCCAGCGUGCCCUUUUGAAAAAGGGACAACUCAGGGUGACCACAAAACUGAUUACGUCCCUUUCACGGGGAACUAUGGGCAGUCCCAUGCCAUGCAGAAGGAUGCUUCCAACUUCACAGUGGGAUCGCCGCUCAGGGGGCCCGGCUUUGAAACUCUCUGUAAGCAAGAAGGGGAACUGGACAGGAGGAGUGUUAUAUUCUCUUCAAACGCUUGUGACCAAGUAAACACUUCGGUGCAUUCAUAUUCUGGUGUGAGCAGCUUGGACAAAGACCUCACUGAGACUGUGCCAAAGGGUCUGUGGGCUGGUGGCAGCCAGUCUCUGCCCAGCUCUCAGACCUAUUCCCACAGCGGGCUGACAGCUGAUCACUUGUCGGGAAGGAUGCGGCCGAACACCAGCUGUCCAGUGCCAAUUAAAGUUUGCCCUCGCUCGCCUCCUUUGGAAACCAGAACCAGGACCUCCAGCUCGUGCUCUUCCUACUCGUACGCAGAGGACGGCAGCGGCGGCUCUCCCUGUAGUCUGCGUCUUUGUGAGCUCUCCUCUUCCCCCUGCUCCCAAGGCCCCCGAUUCCUGGCGCCCGAGCACCAGGAGCCCGGCGUGGUGGGAGAUGGAUUGUACAACCCGGUCCGAGCCCAGAUUAAAUGUGAGCCAUCCUAUGGAACAAACUCCAGCGAUGAGUCUGGGUCAUUCUCAGAAGCAGACAGUGAAUCAUGUCCUGUGCAAGACAGAGGGCAUGAGGUGAAACUUCCUUUUCCUGUUGAUCAAAUCACAGAUCUUCCAAGGAAUGAUUUCCAGAUGAUGAUAAAGAUGCACAAGUUAACCUCAGAACAGCUCGAGUUCAUCCACGAUGUUCGCCGGCGCAGCAAGAACCGAAUUGCAGCUCAGCGCUGCCGCAAGAGAAAACUGGACUGUAUUCAGAACCUCGAAUGUGAAAUCCGCAAGUUGGUGUGUGAGAAAGAGAAAUUGCUCUCAGAAAGGAACCAGCUGAAAGCAAGCAUGGGAGAAUUGCUAGACAACUUCUCGUGUCUUUCCCAAGAAGUGUGUAGAGACAUGCAGAGCCCAGAACAGAUCCAAGCCCUCCACCGAUACUGCCCCGUUCUCAGGCCCAUGGAUCUGCCGACAGCCACCACCAUCAGCCCCUCCCCAGCCGGCGUGGAGCAGAGCCUGGUGCCGUCCCAGUGCGUCGGGGAGAGCAUGCAGUGCUGCUCGGAGCAAGGCUCGGUGCAACUGGGAGCGCCCUGGCUGCCCAACAACGUCUCGGAGAAUUGCUCGGCCGGCGGCGGGGGGUUGGAUGGAGCUGAGCCAGGUACUUACCCCGAGAGAGAGCUUCCGCGAGAGCAGAGUAGCCAAACGGUCACGGUAGACUUCUGUCAGGAAAUGACUGAUAAAUGUACAACAGAUGAACAGCCUAGGAAAGAUUACACCUAGUGACUCGUAACCUUAACGUUACACCUGGUCAGGUGUUCUUCAGUCAGCCAGUGGCAGUGUUCAUUUGUUGUCUAGAAGAACGUAUUUGGUGCACACUACAGUGGUCUUAGCAGCAAUACUGUUUUUAAGUAUUCCCUCCUCUCUACAAGCAGGAGUUAUCUUCACAAUGGUGCUAUCCCUUGCUCAGGCAGGGAACUAAACAGUGGCAACACUGUCUGUUUUUGUAUGUUGAUUUCAAUCUUAACAGGGAUGGACAUAACACCUCUGAGGACCCAACCGCAGCUUUUUUCUCAGUGGCCCAUGUCACAAAACCCUAACUCAGGAAUUUCCUCUGAAUGUUCAAUUUUUCAUUGAAGACAGCUUCUUUACACAUCAAAGUUUUAUAGCUAAACUGUACAUAUUAUAUAUAAUAUAUAUAAAAUAUAUAUAUCCAUAUGCAAAAGUCCCUGCAUGCCUCAAUUUUUCUCAUCCUACAAACUGGAAGCUUUCAUUUACAUUGUAUAAACAAGUUCCAACAUUCCUUUUUGUCUUCGAUGCUAGAACUAGUUUGGUAACUUGUUACACGAUUUUUUUUUCUCGGUUCUCAGUUCAGCAAUAUCAUUCAAUUUGUACUUAUUUAUAAAAUUUUAAUGUUGGAGGCUUAUUUGAGAUUUUAUUAAUAGACAAUUUUUUUUGGCACAGCCAUUUCGUGCCACUUGAGCAAUGUGGAUUUAUUUUAUUUUCUUGCAGAUACUGUACAGUAAUGGUCAACUUUGCCACUUGCACUGAGUUUCUGGUCAAACCUCUUUUCAUAAAUGAAGUCGUGACUUCAGUGUAACUUGAGUAUAUGGUUUUCUUUGCUUUAUGGCUUAAAGAAAAUAGAAGAGUUUUAGCUAAUAGACAAACACUCAGGAGCUCAUUAUGUAGUAAAAAACGGUCUUGCCAAAUACUGAAUUCACUAUACAAUUUGUAAAGAGAAUCUGCUUGAAUUAUUUUUAUAUUCAGACUUCUUUCUGUUUCACAAACCAAGCUUAAGUGCUGUUAAUGAUGCUUUUGGAUUCUUAUAGGGUAAAGUAUAUUUCACUCUUUAGAGAAAAACGUAUUUGACAACUGGAUCUGUUCAUCAUACGUUCCACGAAGUAAAGUAAACGGAGAUCACAUCAAUACACUUCGGGGGGCUUCUUUUCCAGCCCCGGUCUGCAUUCUUUACUCAUGGAAGCAACUGCUGCUCCGAGUAGUCCCUGUAGCCUCACCUCAGCUUUCCUCAGACAUUACCUGUUUCCUUCGCCAGACCCGAGCUGCAGAGGUGGGUCUGGCGAAGUCAGAGAUCCUGCCUGGGUAGGAAGAGUUGCAGGAUCAGACCCCUAACCGUUGACUUUGGUUUCCCUACAGAAGUCAAGUUAGCACUGUAUCCUCUAGGAGCAAAUCACACGUCUGUCGACACCCACUCGGGUCGCUUACCCUUCCAGUUCUUGUGUUCCAGGAUCCUCUCGUCCUGCAGCAUUGCCCUCAGCACAAACCGCAGCUAAAAGAGCCCGGUCUCAAAGGAGACUACUCAGUGAAUUGGCUUAGUUGUAACUGUAUUGGAUUUGUAUCUGAAGCGAUGUUGACUCAUGUUUUGACUGUGUGAGACAGCAGCUUUCCGAGCAUCACAGCUGUAUGUACAGUGUAGACAGAAGAACGUCCUCCUAACGCUUUUUUAAUAAUUAUUAUUACUCUAAGUGUACUGAGUUUUUCUUUUGUGGUUCUUUGCCCUACGUGUGCCAGGUUGCGUGGCUUUAUCCUGGGCGACGACUGUCAUGUGCUUUACUGGCUGAUAUUGUUUGUUCUUGCUGAAAAAAAUGACCAGCUGUUCACACCCGUUCAAAAAAAAAAGGCAAGAAGAGUGGGGGGAUAGCGGCUUCUCAGAAGCACUGGGCGAUAAUGUGGUCUUCUGCACUAACGUUUACACUCGAGGUGUGCGCUGGUGCUUUUUUUGAGGCACCCAGUAGAUCAGCAUCUUUACCUUGGAGGAGGAAUCAGCUCCCUCUCUCCCCUUCUUCCAUCUUCAGACUGUGCUCAUGGACCGUCGCGCGCUUGCCACAAAGUCUUGCUUUUACCCUCUGCACCCACACUAUUGUAGUCGAGCUACCGAGGAGGAAAUGCAUAUAGCAUGUGCCAUGUUUGUUGAAAAUACUUUUUUUCCCCGCAUGUACAAAGAAAAUCUAGUAUAUAAUGUAGGAGAAUAUUUAUGUUUAAGUAUUAAUCAUUACUGUACAAAAUCCUUACCUUUAGAUGUUCAAAAGUAUACGAAUGCCAUAAACUCCUAGUUCACACGGUUGAAAAGGGGGAGGAGUCGUCCUUUCUUUUUACAAGAGCUUAAGCUAAAAAUAUUUGAACCCCCCUCCCGGCCACCUUUUGCAGGUAACUGAGUGAGAAGCUCUUGCGGGGGGAUUGGAUUUUCCUUUGGAUUCAUUGACGUUGCAAAGCAGUUCUGUGCUUCGCAGAGAAGUUUUGUUUCUAUGAGACCAUGGUGAAAGCUAGAAUUUAAAACUAAAUGUGAAUCACAUUAUAGACGCAUAGCUACUUGGGGGGGCUGGGGCGGAGGGAGGGAAGGGCCAACUGACACAGUAUUUUAAAGAUGUUUUUCUGUUGCCUUUUUUUUUUAUUUUAUUUUUAAGUGACCUCCUAUAUAUAUCAGUAGGUAGAAUGUUUUAUGAGCGUAAAACCAAGUUUUAACUUGCUUCCUGACAUGAAGAUUUACUCUACUAACAACUCAUGUGCAACUGGUACUCUUGACCUCAUUCCAACGGUUUAAAAAACCCACCCACACAACCCAUUGCGCUGCAGCUCUUAGGUUUGACCUGGCUUCAUCCUGGUGCUGGGUCUCUUGAUUUCCUCUACCUUGGGAACUGGUAUUUAAAACCACUGCUCAAAUAAGUGUCUCUUCCUCAACCUUUUCUCUCCUCUCGCUCUCUUUCCCUCCCCCGUGAGCUUUGCUGGAUGCUUGAUUUCAUUCUUCCCCAUUAGAAGUGGCUGAUUUCGUGUCAUUGCUUCCUAUAUUUACAUGUAUCAUGGUUUUUCAGUGGGGUUUUUUUUUGGUGGUGGUGGUGGUGUUUUUUGUUUCUAUUUCGUUUUGAGUUAUUUUUUGCUAUUCUGAACCACGCAGCUCUCAAAACUGUUACCGGGCUAACUUUAAAGGAAGGCGUUGGGAGAAUUAGUUUCAGACCUGGACGUCAGUUAGCAUCCCCAGCUGCUCUCGUCAUGGGGUCAGAACAGCUGACCACAAGGACGCCGUUAGAAAGAAAAGAACAAAAAGAAAAAAAAAAGAAAAAAAAAAAAUGCUGACUGCAGUAUUGAUUAGUGUGGAGAGUUUGGCCAAUGGUCACCAUGAUCUUCAGUGGGAAUCUCUUUGCAUUUGUCAAAGAGGACACGUGCAGCAUCUGUCCUGCCAGGCGGUGCUUGGGAAAGGUGCGACGAGCCCGCGUCUCCCCGCUGGGUGCUGCACCGCUCUCGUGGGCAUGCGAGUCCUCGAAGCUUUGUCCAGGCUGUACCUAGUCCUCCUCUUCCUUUGCCAUUGCUAUCCUUGUAUCGCCAGGAAACCUCAUUUCAUUUAGGCUCGUUAUGCUUUGUCAGGUGAGUACUACACUAUAUAAUGUGUUUGUUUCUCUGCGUUCUCUGGGGGUGCCUUGAACACAAUUAAAGCUCAUUGCAAGCUGAUUCUGGAACAAAAAGGUAGUGCAAAAAAAAAAAAUUUAAUAAGAAAAAAUAGAAACAGAGAGAGAGAAAACAAAACAGAAAACAUGCAAAACGCAAAAGCAAAAUGUUGGCUGUGUUAUCAGGAGAUCCCAGUAUUUAUAUCACAAACUUCCUAACAUAUGAUGACUCAGGCGUCAGAGUUUGAUGCUGCAGUAUAAAACUAUUAUUUUAUAUAUUGUACAAGUAAUUUAUUAAAUGUCUUUCUAAGGGUAUAUGCUGCUUUUAAGAUGCACUAUAUUUUUGGAUCUAAUCCUUGUAUUAUUUUUUCCCAAGGAAGUAAAAUGUGCUGCAAAGGCAAGCCACGGUGAUUAGUAUGCUAACUGCUACUUCUCUUUAAAAAGGAGAGUGGGAACUAGAUAAAUAACUUUGCUGAAUGGAUUAAGUGCUGCCAGAGAAAUGAUUAAUGCUGAUAGCGUGGUUGUUAAUCUGGAGUUCAACACUUCAUCAAGUCUGUAUUCUAAGGAGCGCUUAAAUAGAAGUUAAAAUGCCUAGAUAGAUAGAUAGAUUUUUUCAUAUGUAUGUUUAUGACUGCCUAAGGAAAAAAAAAUAAAAAAAUAAUAAAAAUAAAAAAAUAAAUCUGCAUGCUGGAAUCACUAUAAUAUCUUGUAAUAAAAUAAAAUCUGAUCCACUAGGAGAAAGCAUGAUGAAGCACUGUAAUGCCAGGCUCACUUGUGUCAUGUAAUCCACUACUGUGGUUGUUAAAAAGGAGAGGGAUGGGUUUCCAGAGGAGACCUGUAGUGAAUUUUGCAGUGAGACAAAGUGAAUGUUUGCCAGGUUUACACAAGCUCGCGUUUUGUCCUCUACUGUUGCAACGAGGAGCACUGCUUUCACCUUUUUUCUGAUCCGAAAUGCAUUUGGAGGUGUCUUCGGGUGAACAUUGUAGCCCAAGUUUGCAGCAUUUUACAAGUCUGUAUUUUAGGUCUGUGUAGAGAAAGUUUAGCUUCAGUGUGCGCAGCGGAGCUGAUGGCCUUGAAGGAGGGAUCUGCUAAGUAUCGGGUGGCCCAUUUUUGUUGGAAGUGAGGUGAAACUAAAACCGUUACCGUGAAGAACUUAUGCUCUCUUUCCUGCUAGAAAUUUUCUCAACAGAGUUUUCACUUCAUUUCAGUUCUGUCUCUGCCAACACAGUCCAAGUUAAUUUUAUAUACAUAUCUAUAAUACGUGUAUGUAUGUAUACAUACAUAUAUAAUUCUAGUCAGUGUGUGUUUGUGUAUUUUCCUGUUUAUAAUACCUAUGUGUAUAUUUAUAAUACUCCUUGGAGUAUUUCAUGACUCAGGCAUCAGAUCUGAUGCUGCAGAAUCCAAUAUAUGUGUAUAUGCAUAUGUUCAAAUACUGUGUGUAUAUUUAAAAGAUCUAUUGUUGGUGGUCUGUAGAAUAAUUAUUCUCCUUACUCUCAAAAUUUUAAUGGCAUUACUUGCAAGGACUAAGUGUGUAGUAUUUUCCUACACUCCACCAGGAUAGGUGUUAUUUAUAUCAAAGUCAAAUACUGAUAUGCAUUUUAAGGUAUUACACAUACAACGUUGCCAUUUUUGCAAAUAAAACCACUUUUUGGCAGGAAGGAAUCCUAAAAAUACCUUUUUGUAAGGGAAUUACCCCAAACAAAUGACUGCUGAAAACCCAGUUAGAUGACUCCUGUUCUCGUACGAAUUUUACUUGCUGUGGGAAGAGCCCUUUACGGAGGCGAAACGACGCGCGUGGUACCGCCCUUGUCCCUUUCGCCUCAUUAAGGGCACGCGGAAAGAACCUAGCAUCCCAAAACAGAAAUGGCAGCUGGCAGCGUUUGAUCUCACUGAUUGCUUAGAAGCAGAGAUGGUCCCAGACUACUGACCCGAACGGCCCCUGGGACUGGGGUCACUGUCUGGGCUCGGCCCCGUAGCCGGAGGAACCGCAACCUCCGGGGCGCAGUUGUACGGGACGGUGCUCCCUCGCGUUUGCGGUAUACCUGAGAGAAAUGUGCAUGCUAUAGAUACUGUUCCCACUACUACUCGUGCUCUGACCGAAGCUAUCUGGAUCCCGCAGGCUGGCAGGAAUUAUACUAAACACUUUGGUGAUAUUUGAUGCGUGUUUGUUUACUAUUGAUUUCAAGCAUCGCCUUUGAUUUCAAGGGUGGGGAUGCCCUAAGAGUUUGUUCCAGAACCAGUUGGUUACAAGUGCACCUCUUAUAUAUGCCUUACAAACUUCAGAGGCCAUAUUCAAAACAGGGUUUUAUCAGUGUAUGCAAGGGGGUGCAACCCCUCUUCUCUUCCUCCCCAGGUCAAACAGUAUGGACAGUUUUCACACAUAUCUACCUGUAUAACCCUCUGUACCUCUCAUAACUGGUCAAUGACUGUAACAGGUUACAUCAGGUGUUUUUUCUACAUACUUUUUACACAAAUUCUAUGCGAUUAAUGUAACUUAAUUCAAUGCAUCAUUUUAUUGUACUAGUUCUUAAGCUUGUCUUUAUUUUUUUUCUAGGUGACUGUGGUUUCUUGUGAUUUUUAUUGUAUAAAUAAAUGAGGUGGCUGUUGAUGCUUACUCUCUGUUACUAAGAAUUUUUACCUUUUUGGAAGAAAGCAUUGCUAUGAACUAAUGAAUUUAAAAUGUCAUUUACUCAAUGUAAAUACAGUAUUGUGCAAAAAACAAAAAUGAAAAAAAAAAACCACCCGACUCUCUUCAUUCAUUUGAAUUGCUAGUGUUAACUGAAUUUUGUCUAGACACCAUUUCUGUUGAUGAAAUAAAGACAUAUCAUUAUGUAUUGUAAACCGA
Messenger RNA from Oxyura jamaicensis (ruddy duck), 12452 nucleotides. RefSeq names its product BTB domain and CNC homolog 2 (gene BACH2). The transcript has 5 exons. Bases 3456 to 5993 code for a protein of 845 amino acids. The record is from RefSeq and is a predicted model, not a curated record. Gene Ontology annotation, molecular function: protein binding; RNA polymerase II cis-regulatory region sequence-specific DNA binding; DNA-binding transcription factor activity, RNA polymerase II-specific. Gene Ontology annotation, biological process: regulation of transcription by RNA polymerase II. NCBI's taxonomy places the organism in Eukaryota, Metazoa, Chordata, Aves, Anseriformes, Anatidae.